AUGGAUGUUUUCUACGCCUACACCUAUUCCACGGCCGGCUGGCUUGGACUCCAGAGCUUGGCUCUGAUCGCUGUGCCGGAGAUGAUGACCACAAUGUUGUUGACCGAAACCCGCGACCCUUCCGCGCUCGAAACAUACUUCUCCCGCUGCUUGGGAUUCAGUCUCCUCCUCAUCGCCGUUCUUACGGUCAUGCUUACCGGGUCCGUGCCCUUGACCACCUCCAUCGCGCAACCCGUCACCACGGAUGAUUCCGACCCCAAGGCCCCCUAUGCCGUGCCGACCAUGAUGGUUACGACCGUCUUCCACGGCGCGUCAGCGGCCUACGCAUACAUCUGGUGGGUGGCUACGGGCCAGAUCGCCUACGCGGUCGGGAUGAUCGGAUACGCCGCCAUUGCCUUCGUCGGGGUGUGGUGCGCGCUGUUUGCGAGCAGCGGGGGCAAGAUCAACCGCAAGACUGGCGUCGAUAACCGAAGCAGUGGCUUCCCGUUCGCCAACCAGGAGGCCGACAAGAGGUUUGCGGGGAAGAAGUCUUUGUAA
This is a messenger RNA of Aspergillus aculeatus ATCC 16872, 537 nucleotides long. RefSeq lists its product as uncharacterized. NCBI's taxonomy places the organism in Eukaryota, Fungi, Ascomycota, Eurotiomycetes, Eurotiales, Aspergillaceae. The transcript has 3 exons. The record is from RefSeq and is a predicted model, not a curated record. Bases 1 to 537 code for a protein of 178 amino acids.